AUGGCAAAGACAAGAAGAACUAACCUUGAAAACCACCAGUCCGAAGAUGAGCACCCGUCCAGGGCAGACAAUGCCGAGACGGUAGAGGAGACAAACUUGACCGAGAUGGUGCGCCAAAUGAAGGAAGACAUGGCCGCCAUGAAACAGCAAAGGAAGAGAGAUGCUGCCGGGAUGGCUGCAUUGCGAGAGGAGAAUGUUGCCCUUAAAAAUCAGUACCGGGAUCCCACAUGGAAACCCUCUGAGACGACCCACACUCAGGGGUCGUUCCAUUCGCACGGCCAUCACACCUCUAUCCCUCACACUUCUGUCGCUGCCCCAGGUGUACAUGCUUCGUCCUUGCCACUCGACAAGUACGAUGGUACCACCGACCCAGACGAGCACGUGGAUGUGUUUUUAACGCAGGUUACUCUGAGCACCACUGACGACGCUGCCUUGUGCCGAAUCUUCCCAACAUCAUUAAAAGGGCGAGCGCUGAGCUGGUUUACUCGGCUUCCUGCUAAUUCGAUUGAUUCAUUCAGUACGUUAGCUUCCCAAUUCACCAUUCAAUUCGCUACAAGCCGACCGCACCAGUUGACCUCUUUGGCGCUAGUUAGCAUCCGUCAGGAGAAGAAGGAAUCCCUUCGGGCGUUCAAGAGCCGAUUCAACAAAGCGACAUUGGAAAUCCGAGACCUUAACCCGGCUGUCGCCCUGCAUCACCUGACCACUGCCUUAAAGCCAGGUCCCUUUGCCAACAACAUCUGCAAGAAGCCACCAACCGACAUGGAUGACCUCCGGCGACGAGCCGAUAAAUACAUGCAGAUGGAGGAAUUAGCAGAGUUCCGCAACCAAGCUAGGGCAGAAGUAGCGGCUAAGCCUAAAAAGCCAGCUGAAAACAAUUUUCGAAGCCGUCUGAAAGAACUGGUACCCCGCGAGAGACCCCCUCAUGGCCCGAAGUAUUCCCAAUACACACCACUGAACACCAGCCGGUCAGCAAUACUAGAACAAGCACUUGCUUCAGAAGUACUGGCCGUUCCAAAACGAGCGUCGACCCCUCCCCGGGCUGAUACAAACAAAUCUUGCAGGUAUCACCGCAAUCGCGGACAUUCAACUGACGACUGUUCGGCCCUGAAGGAUAAAAUUAAAGAUUUAAUCAAGUAG
This is a messenger RNA of Cajanus cajan (pigeon pea), 1137 nucleotides long. The record is from RefSeq and is a predicted model, not a curated record. NCBI's taxonomy places the organism in Eukaryota, Viridiplantae, Streptophyta, Magnoliopsida, Fabales, Fabaceae.